Homalodisca vitripennis (glassy-winged sharpshooter) is the source of this 2567-nucleotide messenger RNA. RefSeq names its product ATP-binding cassette sub-family A member 7-like. Gene Ontology annotation, molecular function: lipid carrier activity; ABC-type transporter activity. The transcript has 18 exons. The coding region runs from base 198 to 2567 and encodes 789 amino acids. The record is from RefSeq and is a predicted model, not a curated record. Gene Ontology annotation, biological process: lipid transport; transmembrane transport. NCBI's taxonomy places the organism in Eukaryota, Metazoa, Arthropoda, Insecta, Hemiptera, Cicadellidae. Gene Ontology annotation, cellular component: membrane; intracellular membrane-bounded organelle.
GUCACGCAACACGAAUCGGCGCAGCCGACAGUCUGAGUCAACAAAUGUGGUUAUUGCAUGAUUUACAAAUAAUUGCGUAGCCUACGUUUAUUUCACAACACAAAGUUUAGACAAAAAGUGCCAUUUGAAUCUACACUUUGAAAAUGAUGCUAUAGAAAUCAGUGAAGUCAAUAUAAUUCUCUUCAAUACCAACAAAGAUGGGUUUGUGCCUUCAGUUGCGCAUGUUAUUGUGGAAGAACUUUCUCCUAAGGAAACGUCAGAAGUUUCGAUUGGUUGUUGAACUACUAUGGCCAUUGUUCUUGUUUUUAAUUCUAAUGUGGGUGCGCACCAAAGGGCUCCGUGAAAAUAUUAGUGAAUGCCAUUUCACUCCAAAAGCACUACCCUCUGUGGGUCAAGUACCUUUCAUACAGAGUUUCUUGUGUUCGUUCAACAACACCUGUCAUGCAACAGAGAAGGAGGCUCAGAUCGAUGGCAGCAACCUACAAGCAUCGAGAGCUGAUAGUCUGGUGAGAGAGCUGUCUACCAUGUUUGGUCAAAGACUGGUGGAUCAGGACUUGGAUGCUGCAGAGAGUGUUGUGGCUGAUCUGAAUCGGUUGGCAAGCCUGGUCCAAGGCAUCACAUCCCGUCAGGUUCAAGUGAAAGGUGUUCUGAGUGUGCCCGAGUUGGUGAACAGCACGAGUUGGAUUAAGGAAGAAAUAUUCCGCCAGAAUAUUUCUCUCGAUGAAAAUGCUGUGGAUUCCUUAAUUACUGCUAAGUUUGCUCCUCAGAACUUUUCACUGGGCCACCUGUUGUUACUGCAGGAGAACAGAUCUCUGGUGUUAUGUGACACUCAGCUGAUGACCAGUGUAAUACAAGUCCAGUCAGCUGUUGUAGAUCAGCUGUGCAGGCUGUCAGCUGUAGAGCUAGAUGCACUCGCCAACAUCAUGCGAGAGUCUCUCACGGCUGCAGGCACCUACCAACAGCUAGUACAGUAUGUGGAAAGCAACUUGGAUCAGUCUUUGUCAUGGAGUGACUGGAACAGUAUGAGGAAUCUGUCAGUUCAAGUUUGGCAAGAUUUCACCUCCCUCCAAAACUAUACUAAAGCAAUGAGUGAUCUGGCAGUGAUGAGCUCUCAGUACACGUAUCUGGCAGACGAGAUGGUGGCCAACAACGUGUCUCGGCUAGAACAGGCGAUUGUCAUGUUCAAUUACUUCCUGUGCGGUAACCAGUCAGGAGAUCUUAUCAAGCAACUGCUAAACGCUGGCGGAAAAAGUACCCAAUGGGAUGACUUCAGAGAUCAAAUGAGGGACUCCUCAGUUGAUGAGAAACAGUAUGUUUACGAUAACACAACCACACCAGUGUGUAACUCAUACUAUGAGCUUCUAGACUCCUCACCACCCUUGCGAGCUCUUUGGAGGAUGUUCAAACCCUUUGUCAGGGGGAAGAUCCUUUACACUCCAGAAACAGUGGUGACCAGUCGUAUGAUGACCAAAUUAAACACAGCUUUUGAAAUUUACAAGGAUAUCUACGAGCUCACUUUUACAUUGUCGAAUGUAACUCUACCGAAUUUGAAGGAAUCCCUUGUAAAUAAUACUGCCCGACUACAGGUCAUAAAGGCAAUAUUGGACUCGCCAGCAUCAGACAUCCUGUUUAACAACACUUUUCUGCGCACAUUCUUGGGGACCAAUUACAAUGAAACCAUAAUGGAGUUUAAGAAAGAUCUUAAUCUGUUUCUUCAACCAAAUAACACCCAGUACCGUGAGGACACAUUUGACAGAUUCAUCAAUAUAACAACAGACCUGAAUGAACUGUUUGAGUGUUUUGAUUGGAACAAAACUGUGCCUUAUGACAAUGAAGAUAAGGCUAUGGAUGCUGGAAUGGCAUUGAUCGAAGAAAACAAACUCUGGGCUCUGCUUGUCUUCAUUGAUCCUGGAAAUGACACACUGAACCCCAACACUACAUAUAAAAUCAGGAUGAAUGUUGAGAGGGUGGAUAACACAGAGUUUAUCCAGGACCGACUCCAGAGACCUGGAGCCAGAAUACGGCCAGCUGUGGACCUCAAAUACAUUACCUUUUGGGUUGCAAUUUCAAUGUUACAACUACCAGUAUUAAAAUUUGUGAUAGCCAUAUCUCGUACGUUCCCACUUUUUAUGGUGCUGUCCUGGGUGUACACGUGUGCCAUGAUAGUCAAGUCUGUAGUCUACGAGAAAGAGCAGAGACUAAAGGAGACCAUGAGGGUGAUGGGUCUAGGCAACGGAGUCCACUGGCUCGGCUGGUUUGUGGACAGUAUUGUUCCGAUGUUGGUCACUAUAGCGAUGCUCACCACUGUACUGGUCUAUGGGAAAGUGCUGAAAAAUGCUGAUCCUACAUUAGUAUUCUCGUUUCUUACCAUCUACGGGAUAUCUGUGAUCACUCAAGCGUUUCUUAUAUCAACAUUUUUUCUCAAAAGCCAACUUGUCUGCUGCCUGUGGUGGCAUCAUAUUCUUUGUGUUAUAUCUCCCGUACAGUUUCUUGGUCCGCUGGAUCCUACAGAUGAGCACCCUCACAAAGAGUUUACUGGUAAGAUUAAGUUGAGUUUCACACAAUGA